AUGGCCAGCUCCCCCUCGCCAGCCCAGCAGCCCACAACGGCAUCUCCCGCCCCACUUGAUCAGUUUGUCAGCAUCGUGUCAUCUCUCAAUGAACAUUUACUCGACAAUCAACCGCCAAAGUCGCGCCUGUUGCCCAGCUGGAAGCGCCGCACCACCCGCUUCGUCAAUAGCAUCAAACCACUUCGAGUCUUUCUCUCAGCUGAUGACGCACGCUACGGCCUCGCGCGUGCUGUCAUCCUUCGCUAUGUUGCCUCUCAAAUUCACACUCGCUUGCGGCAGCGCCUGGCCACGAGCAACUUCUUCAACGACCGUGUCCUGGGCUAUCGUCUAACCCUCCUCCUUGAGCUGUUGUCACGUGUGGACAACCAGGAUGGCAUUCUGGCCACCAUUGCCGCCGCCCACCCCGACCUCCUGCUGAUGGCCCUUCAAGCUGCCCAUCGCAUCAGCUGUGGUGCCCAGGGUACCAACUCACCCCUUCUUCAGUGGCUGGUCUUGCUUCUCGGCACACCCGCCUACUUUGAAGCCCUUCUCACUUCUGAGCAGCUUGGCCAGGCUUUUUGCCUCAUCCUCCUCACCAUCAACUCCCAGCCCAACAUGGGCCGAUACUAUCCGCAGCUUGCUGCCUCUCUGCUGCAGAUGGCCCACUACAAUCGCGGCCUUCGGGCCAAAAUCACCUUCAUUCUCCGCCUCAUGCCCAGUGAGACGGCUCGUCAAAGUACUCUGGAACGGGCCUUGCUGAAAGCCCUCUCCCUGCCCUCUGAGGCCAUAAACGUCUGCCGUCAGUGUGGUCAAGACCUCAAUGCCGCCCUUGCCGGUCGCAUUCUUCUGGAUGAACUCGCCCUCGCCGCCUCCCCCACCACCCAUGACAUCCUCGAACUCCCCGCCAAUCUACUUGCACAUAGCCCCCUCGUUCGAAUCGACCUUGGUCUCGCUCAGAAACAGCGCCCCCGCCCUCGCCAAGAACCUGCUCCGGUAACCCGACCUGGCCCACAUCAGCAAGUGUCAACGACCAAAUCACGCUCAUCCUCUGCCCAGCCAAGCCCGAGCCCUGCCUCCCAUCGCAAUAUCAGCAUCGAUGAACCGUCUUCAGAGAGUACCACGGCCACAGACAUGCUUGAUCUUUGCCUCACCGCCGAAGCUCACCCCAAUGCUACCAUAGCUACCGACCACGGCCUUCUUGACGAAAUGCCAGUGGCGCCGACCAUGCUUGUUCCCGGAACAGAAGCAUCUAUCCGAGCAGACAACGUGCCCAACCCCAUGACAUCAACCGAUGCUGUGGCUGCCGCACCGCCCUUUUCCUCACAAUCCACCCAAACCUCAUCCCGAGCACCGAUGGGCACACAGCGGAGCACCGAGCUCCCAAAGGCAAAUACAAGCCCUUCUCGACCCAAGCCAUCCCGCUUACCAAGUGCUGAUACAGACCUCGACUCGCCACAACCCGUGCCUUCAUGGACAGCUAACCCUAGCGCUGCCGCCACACCCCUCAACGAGGACAUUUUAUACGCCACGACGCCCCCCUCCGUUGCCUCCUCGACGCAGUACUCGCCUGCCGUCUCCCACGUUAGCCUGCAGACGUACGAAGCCAUGAGUCCCCAAGCGCCAGGGUCCGUUACGUUCCCACCAACCUUUCCCCCACGUGCCCGUGGAAGCUUCGUUCCCGUACAUCAUCUGCAGGCGGUGGCAAGCCCCCAAGCAAUGCCUUCGGGGCCCCCGGAAGCCUUGCCCUUGCAAGCAGGUGUCAGGACCAAGGGCCCAGCCACGUUUCCUCCCACCAGCCACCACCAUCAUCACCAGCCAUCAGAGCACUUUUUCCCCAACCAGCAAAAACUGCAUUCGCCUCUGCCCCCGACGCUUGCCGUCGGCGAGCGCCCCCGCUACUUCCCCGAUGGUAGCACGCUGGCAUCUUCGCUCUCAAACCACAAGACCAACGUAUUGGCAAACGCGGCAGCUUUGGGGCUAUCGGCAAGUCAUGAACCGACCCCCAAGCACGCUCGCUUAGAGGUGAUUCGCCGAACGUCCCACCCAAGCCUCCCCAAUCAAUCUUGA
Molecule: messenger RNA, 2046 nt
Organism: Monosiga brevicollis MX1
Lineage: Eukaryota; Choanoflagellata; Craspedida; Salpingoecidae
Exons: 2
Coding region: 1-2046 (681 amino acids)
Source: RefSeq, a predicted model, not a curated record